AUGGCUCCGAUGGCCCCUGAAAGUCGUGCUGGCGCGGCAUCCCUGCAACUUCGCGUCGUUGAUGGCGAACAGGAGUACUUUAUAUGGGUGCAAAAGACCUGGAAGAUGAAUAAAGUUAUGGCAGCGUUCUGGGUUGGAUCUUGUAAGAGACCGCAUCCCGCGCUCUUUACCUUUCGAGGCCAGAAAAUCCGCGCACGUCAAACCCCAGAAAUGCUAGGAAUGACUGACGGAGAUGCUAUCCAGUUUAAAGCAACCGGCCGCAACCCAAAAGCACUACUCCUCGAAGAUCUUACCACCUUGACAGGAUGUUGUGAGCAAAUCAACAACGGUCUGAAAGAGAUCUUGGAACUGAGCUCACGGCGGUUUCAAGAGUCGUGGAAUGGCACGUCGUGCCACUUCUUUCUAAGCAGGGCAGAAGUGGAGCUUGAGGCUCGGACCAUUUUACUACAGGGUUUGUGUGCCGGGAACAUGGAAAAGCUUUUUGGACGUGGUGCAUCGGCUUCUCUGGCUAGCAUUCAAGCAGAGUUGACCGGAUACCUCGCGGAAGCUUCGAAGCUGGACGGGGUGCUGUGUAAGGCUGCGUUCGCCGACUGUGCUACCAAUCAUGGUAAAGACGCAGUCGACUUUUUCCUCGGGAAGAUGUGUAUCCUCGGAGUCGAGAAUAUGAACACUCUGAGGAAGAGCGUCGGUGGCUUGCACAACGCUCAUCUCUGGCCAGAGUUCCAAACGCACAUUGAGGCGGAAAUCCCAGCCAACCACAAUCAACAAGAUAUGGAUGGCAAUGACGUCUCUAUGAGUGACGAGGAAGACGUUUGCGCCAUCUGCUAUGACCCAGUCGGAAAGGCUGAGCAGGCAACGAAUGUGGAGUCGAAGGUUGCAGCGUGCUGCAAGAAACCGUUCCACAUCCGUUGCCUGGCCGAAUGGUACGCGCAUAGCGUAUGUGGCUGUCCGAGGCAUCAUGAUGGAGCUUGCCCGAGAUGCCGAGCCGUUGUCGACGCCGACAAGAUGUUGCAAAUCUACAACAUGGCGCUUACGACGAUCGGCGAGGCCCAGGCCAAGACUCCCGGCUAUGGAGACUUGAGUUGCUGGGUUUUGAGUUGGAUCAAGACGGUCGUGAAGAUGUCGAACAAGGACGCAGAAGUCGUCAUGACAGGCGGUGAUGGUAUUACCAUCGAGUUCGUUCCUGAAAGACGAGGGAGCAUCUAA
Exophiala xenobiotica is the source of this 1206-nucleotide messenger RNA. RefSeq lists its product as uncharacterized. The transcript has a single exon. Bases 1 to 1206 code for a protein of 401 amino acids. The record is from RefSeq and is a predicted model, not a curated record. NCBI's taxonomy places the organism in Eukaryota, Fungi, Ascomycota, Eurotiomycetes, Chaetothyriales, Herpotrichiellaceae.